Erinaceus europaeus (western European hedgehog) is the source of this 848-nucleotide messenger RNA. RefSeq names its product C-X-C motif chemokine ligand 17 (gene CXCL17). Gene Ontology annotation, biological process: positive regulation of macrophage chemotaxis; negative regulation of inflammatory response; positive regulation of vascular endothelial growth factor production. The record is from RefSeq and is a predicted model, not a curated record. The transcript is spliced from 4 exons. Lineage: Eukaryota; Metazoa; Chordata; Mammalia; Eulipotyphla; Erinaceidae. Bases 187 to 546 code for a protein of 119 amino acids.
CUCACCGUCCAAGGGGAACAUUAGUCUGAGAUUAAAGCGCGCGCAACACACACACACACACACACACACACACACACGAAAAGCCAAGAACCAGAGCCUAAUUCCUCCCAAGAAGUUGGGAGACUCUCUACCUGGGGAACUUUGAACACACUCUACAGGCAAUUUACAGGAGCACCAACAGUCGCAAUGAAAGUUUUAAUUGCUUCUUUCCUUCUGUUACUGCCACUAAUGCUGAUAUCCAUGGUCUCCGGCAGCCCUAAUUCAGGGGUCACCAGAGGUCACAGGGACCAACGCCAGGCUUCUGGGAGGUGGGUCCAGGAAGGUCACCAAGAGUGUGAAUGCAAAGAUUGGCUCCUGGGUGCCCCUAAAAGGAAACCCAUGUCAGCAUCUGGAUUGCCAAAGAAGCAGUGUCCCUGUGAUCAUUUCAAGGGCAACAUGAAGAAAAUCCGCCACCCAAGGCACCACAGGAAAUCAAACAGGCACUAUAGAGCCUGCCAGCAGUUUCUGAAACAAUGUCAGCUAGGAAGCUUUUCCCUGCCUUUAUAGGACCUCUAAGAGCCCACCUGCCAUUAAACAUCCUCAAUCCAGAAGCCAGGAAGUGGCCUAGAAGAUGCUCACCUCACACUCCCGCCUUUGCUCCCUGAACUCUAAAGCAUUUUCCCCAAGCUCAUUCUCCCUUCUCAUGCCUCUUAUCUUGUCAAUCUUUUCUACUGCCUUCCGCUUACCCAGACCUUAAGCAUAAGUAUCUAAAAGGAAAACAGGAAACACCAGUAUCCUAGCUGAUCCCAGCUGACCUUAAAUACAUGGAGCAUGGAGCAAAAAGAAGUCAAUACAUACUUUUAAAUGUA